CAUCAACCCGGGAAUAGAGAAAUAACGGGGAAUAGGGACUUGGCGGGACGGCGAGGAGCAGGGCCUCUUUGAAGCCCUCUUUGAAGCUGCGACUGUGUGCAUCACCGUCAUCAUCUUCACCAUCAUACUUUUUCUUGACAAGACAGGACGGGGGAGUGCGCCCACCGUGUUGCGGGUGUAUGUGCGUGCGUUUGUCUCCCGGUUUGGAUCACGAUGAUGCAAAGUGCGGCGGUCCUACCGACAGAGAGUCCUGUAAAGGGUUUACCGGAGAUUCUUGGUGUGCCAAUGCAACAGAUCCCUCAGUGUGCUGGCUGUAGUCAACACAUCCUGGACAAGUUCAUCCUCAAGGUGCUGGACAGACACUGGCACUCCAAGUGCCUCAAGUGCGCAGACUGCCAGACGCCGCUGGCCGACAAAUGCUUCUCCCGGGCGGGAAACGUCUACUGCAAAGAGGAUUUCUUCAAACGUUUUGGAACAAAAUGUGCAUCAUGCCAACAGGGGAUCCCUCCAACGCAGGUGGUGCGGAAGGCACAGGACUUUGUGUAUCACCUGCACUGCUUCGCCUGCGUCAUGUGCAGCCGACAGCUGGCCACCGGCGACGAGUUUUACCUCAUGGAGGACGGGAGGCUGGUCUGCAAGGAGGAUUACGAGACGGCCAAACAAAAUGAUGAUUCAGAGGCGGGAGCCAAGCGGCCGAGGACGACCAUCACAGCCAAACAGCUGGAGACCCUCAAAAGCGCCUACAAGAACUCGCCGAAGCCAGCGCGCCACGUCAGAGAGCAGCUUUCCUCUGAGACUGGGCUGGACAUGAGAGUCGUGCAGGUGUGGUUCCAGAACCGGCGGGCAAAGGAAAAGCGUUUGAAGAAGGAUGCAGGUCGGCAUCGCUGGGGUCAGUUUUACAAAAGUGUCAAAAGAAACCGAGGAACCAAGGUGGAGAAGGAAAGCUCAGCUGAUGACGCAGGCCUCAGUGACAGUGAACUCAGCUUCAGAGAGGACCAGAUCCUGUCAGACCUUGGCCACACCAACGGGCUGUACGGGAGCGCCGGGGACGUGGCCAACGGCGGGGUGCUGAAUGGCGGCUUCUCUCUAGACGCGGCGGGGCAGCCCUACCAUGACAUCCGUGCAGGAAGUCCCUACGGUCUCCCCCAGUCGCCCUCCUCCAUUGCCUCUCUGCCCAGCCACACCCCUCUCCUCAACAACCUGGGCUUCAACAUGGACAGUCUAGUGGCACAGGGUGGGCCGGGCGGGGUGGGACAGGCUCUGAGGGCCAUGGCUGGAGGCCCCACCUCAGACCUCUCCACAGGCAGCAGUACGGGAUACCCCGACUUCCCCACCAGUCCCGCCUCCUGGCUGGACGAGAUGGACCAUUCCCAGUUCUGAAGCUAGUGCGGCCGGCCGCUGUAGGGAUUCGUUAACAGGACAAAAACAGAGCAGACUCACAAGGCUUUUUACAUUUCUAUCGCUCUCCAAGACUUGGGUAUGUUCUGUGAUGGCGGCUGAAGAAGAGGAGGAGGAGGAAGAGGAGGAGAAGUGCGGCUUUCAGUUCCUCGGCAGUCGUAACAGUGAGGUAACGGUGGGAUUGAGCUCUGUAGACCGACCGCUCACCGGAGAAGAGCAGUCAAGUACACCUCCUCGCUCAGUGACCGGACAAAAACACCACUGAAUGUUCAACCUUUACAUUGUAUCAUACAGUUUUUGUUAUCAGCAGACUUUGUUUUGUUAUUUCAUUCUCUUAAAACGAGAUUGGAUUUGACGUUUUCAGCAUAAAGGUUGGUGGAUUAUGCUUGCAGGGGAGGUAUUAUUGUCUCAUCCCCUGAAAGAAGCCACAUCAUCCCUAUCUAUCAGCUACAAUGUUAGGGCUACAAUCUAGAUGAAAGUCCCUAGACUAAGGAGGCACCUGCAUGCUUCUGACUCAGAAUGAGUAGGACUGCUGUCCGGCCAUAUUGAAGCCUUUACAUUGGCAAUGCACUUUACUCUCCUCUUCUUUUUCUACAUGUAUGGACAGAGAUGCAGCGAGAAAGAGAGAAAGAGGAGAGACGUAUGCACAAGGCAAAAACACAGUGUUUCAAUGGGAGAGAAAUUUACAAGACAGUGGCACAAGUGUGACUUUUGAACCAUGCUGAUGUUUUUUAAUGUAUUGCUGAAGCUUACCUAACUAAGUUAUUAGGAAGUAGAUGGCCGUUGGUCUGUCUGUCUGUCCGUCUGUCCGUCCGUCUGUCUGUAGAAGCUGAGGUUUCCUCUGUUCGAAUGAGGGCGAACACUGUUUGCUACACAGCAGGUCUCUCUUCUAUAUUUAUAGGUGCUUGACUUGUUCUUGUCUGUGUAAAGGUCUUGUCUGCUGCUGACCUGAGAGCAGACGUCUGUCAGUAUUAUAUUCUCUGUUUUCGAACUCACCAGGAUUCAAGCUUUUUUUUUUUUUUUGUUUGUUUUUUUUUGUUUUUUUUUGUUUGAGCACACUCAUAAAGUGAGAACAAGUUUAGGGCUUAGAGAAAUGCAAUUCUAAACCGUUCUGAUGAUAUAUAGGGCAUCGCAAUUAUUAAUUUGUCAUUUUGAAUGCAAAGAUAUAUUGCAAGGCGGUAUCCAUUUAUAAAACAUGCAAAUUAACUGAAGAUUUCCUUGUGAAUAUUUGUGAGCAAAAUAAACCACAAAUAUGAGACAUUCAUCUUAUGCUCAAACCAACCUUCCCCUCUGAGUGUUGAGAAUUUUGAGAAAAAUCCCCUUGGUGUUUCAUGAGUUAUCUUUAGGUUUUUUUUUUUUUUUUUUUCAAUCUGGUCAGAGCUUCUCUUGGUAAUCUACUGAAUCCAGCAGAGCUGUAGCUUUGUUUGCUGUCAGCCUUCUUACCAGCCCCAGAUGUGGCAUCAGCCUGUCCUCCCUCUGCCUCCGUGUCAGAGGGAUUAGUGAUGUUAAGUCCCACACUACUGUGGCUGAUACUCUGGUGAUCAUCAGCGCUGGUGUGACCGCUGAGCUUGUGCAGGCCACAUCUGAAAGCCGCCUGUUGGGUGAGAUCAGAUGGGACAGAUUCGCCAUAAUCUAGGAUCCCUGUUUCUGAUUCUCUUUAAAUUCUUUGAGCUGCAAGAGGAGCCAAAAGCUCAAUUUGACCUGUUCCUGCAAGUCAAGUCAGCUGCUGUUUCAAGGAUGACAUAAGGGAAGUUUUGCUUACAGAGAACUGCAGCAGGAUCCUAUAAUUACUGCUGAUGUUCCUGUUUUGUCUUAUGAAGAAGUCAUAAAAUAGCUCCUCCUGUAAAAAAAAAAAAAAAAAUCUUAUCUGUUCAUUUUGAAUUCAUCACGAUUUUGUUUGCAAAAAAAUUGCCAAAUCCUGUUUUACCAGGAGAAAACAGCGUCCAAUUUGAUAGCCAGAAAGCAAAUCAAGAAACAGAAGCAAAACCAAUUCAGAAGAUGAUAUACAAACACAUCACCCACAACACUUUUUUUAGUUAAAUCUCUAUGGCCUCAGAACUUUGCGUCUUAAUUGUUGUAAAUUUUGUACAGUUUGAAAACGUGUCGAUCGUCUUGUUUCAUGAGCGCUAUUUAUUAUUGCCAUGUGUCUUUGAAAAAGAUGUAAAAGAGAGCACUGAAUUUAUUCAUUUAUGCCUUCUGUGCAAUGGUAUGAACUGUGUACAGUCAAAUCUAUAUGAGGAAAAAAUAAAGCUGAAUUGUCUUUGG
This is a messenger RNA of Myripristis murdjan (pinecone soldierfish), 3663 nucleotides long. RefSeq names its product LIM homeobox 4 (gene lhx4). The coding region runs from base 214 to 1380 and encodes 388 amino acids. Gene Ontology annotation, molecular function: RNA polymerase II transcription regulatory region sequence-specific DNA binding; DNA-binding transcription factor activity, RNA polymerase II-specific; zinc ion binding. The transcript has 6 exons. NCBI's taxonomy places the organism in Eukaryota, Metazoa, Chordata, Actinopteri, Holocentriformes, Holocentridae. Gene Ontology annotation, cellular component: nucleus. The record is from RefSeq and is a predicted model, not a curated record. Gene Ontology annotation, biological process: regulation of transcription by RNA polymerase II; neuron differentiation.